Messenger RNA from Carica papaya (papaya), 3359 nucleotides. The record is from RefSeq and is a predicted model, not a curated record. NCBI's taxonomy places the organism in Eukaryota, Viridiplantae, Streptophyta, Magnoliopsida, Brassicales, Caricaceae.
UCCUAACACCGUUGCAACUAAAAAGAUUUUGUCCCUUUAUCUAUCAUUGAGCAGAGGCAAAUUGGAUUUUGGAAGCUGCAUUCCAUGCCUGAUCACCAAGGCACAGAUGGAAUGGUACCAACAGCUGGAAGCAAGUUGAUCGCCUCAUCGCCAUUGGAAAAAUUUUCACCAAUUGCAUCACAGCCAACAGAUUGUCUGGAACUGACUCAGUUAAAUCCAGGUAGAGACCAGAAAGGAAAGCCAAGUGUCAUUGGAGAAGAGGGAAUUCCUGAUUUAUCCAAGACUUCAUGGAGAUCUAUGGAACACCAAGUGAAUCCGUGGUCAAGUUUGUGCAUGCAAACUGUACCUUAUAGUCUGAAAGGGAAGAAUGGUAUCAACGGGAUCCAGUGUGAAAGCAGUUUGUUCUCAAGCUCUUUGUCGGAAAUAUUUGGCAGAAAAUUGAGGUUAUUAAGGAAUGAUAUUCCAGCUCAUCAACCUACCAGUACAGUUGCUUCCCGUCAUGAGGAAGAGGAACCUUUUGAAUCUCUGGAAGAAAUUGAGGCGCAGACUAUUGGAAAUCUCCUUCCUGAUGAAGAUGAUCUGUUCUCUGGAGUGAUUGGUGAGGUUGGGCAAAACACUUAUGCUAGUAUUGGAGAUGACUUGGAGGAUUUUGAUCUAUUCAGUAGUGGGGGUGGUAUGGAAUUAGAAGGAGAUGAUCGAUUGGCUGCAGGUCAAAAGAUUUCUGAUUAUGCUGGAGGAGUUUCCAGUGGUCUUGGGGGUACAGUUUUUGGUGAACAUCCUCAUGGUGAACACCCUUCCAGAACCCUUUUUGUCCGAAAUAUUAAUAGCAAUGUUGAAGAUUCUGAAUUGAAGACUCUAUUCGAGCAAUAUGGAGAUAUCCGGACUCUCUACACAGCCUGCAAACAUCGUGGGUUUGUUAUGAUCUCUUACUAUGAUAUAAGGGCCGCCAGGAAUGCAAUGAAAGCUCUUCAAAAUAAGCCAUUGAGGCGGAGGAAACUUGACAUACAUUAUUCUAUUCCCAAGGUGCAGCUGCACUCCCAUGAUAUUGACAAUCCAUCAGAAAAAGACAUCAACCAAGGAACCUUGGUGGUUUUCAAUCUUGAUUCUUCUGUUUCAAUUGACGAGCUUCACCAAAUUUUUGGUGUCUACGGGGAAAUUAAGGAAAUUCGUGAGACUCCAAACAAGCGUCAUCACAAGUUCAUAGAGUUUUAUGAUGUUAGAGCUGCAGAGGCUGCUCUUUGUGCACUGAACAGAAGCGACAUUGCAGGAAAGCAGAUUAAGCUGGAGCCUAGCUGUCCAGGGGGUGCCAGACGUUUCUUGCAACAGUCUGAGCAUGAAAAAGAUGAAACCAGCCUUUAUGAGAACCCCUUCGAUGAUUUAUCAUCAGCACACAUGGCAAAAAUUGCCAAUGGAAUAGUUACAUCUAGCUCCAUGGAUAAGGGAUCGAUUCCGCUGUUGCAUAAUUCUGUUCGAUCUCCUGUGAAUGCUUUUAUUGAACCACAUCAGAGUUCUAGCAUUCCAAUUGACUUGCCAUCUUCAGCAAGAGUGGCAGCUAUUACCAAGCCAAUUAGCCUGCAAGAGCAGAAUCAUUCUUUGGAUGAAAUGAAGUUUGGCGACCAAUAUAUUCCAAAUUUUCAUCCUCAUUCCUUCCCUGAGUAUCAUGAUGGUUUUGCUAAUGGUAGUCCAUACAAUUCCUCAAGGACUUUUGCAGAGAUGGUUAGUAGUGGUUCCAAAAUGAAUGGACUUGACAGUAGGUGCAUUCGAGGAACAGGUUCAAAUGGACAGCAAAUGGAGUUCAAUGGAGGGGUUUUUGGGUCUUCUGGAAAUGGAAGUUCUCUUCAAGGAAACCACUACUUGUGGAGCGGCUCUAACUCGCAUCAGCAACACCCUGCAAGUUCCAUGAUUUGGCCCCAUUCACCAUCAGUUGUCAACGGAGUUCACGGGCAUCGCAUUCCACAUAUAGCUGCAUUUCCAAGAGCACCUUCGGUUAUAGUGAAUGCAGCAUCACCUGUACACCACCACAUUGGAUCAGCCCCAGCAGUAAAUCCACCCUUCUGGGACAGGCGUCACGCCUAUACUGCAGAGUCUCCUGAAACUUCAAGUUUCCACUUAGGCUCUCAUGGAAGCGUGGCAUUUCCUAGCAGUUCUCCAUCACAUCCUAUGGAAAUUGCUUCUCACAACAUUUUUUCUCAUAUCAGUGGGAAUCGUGUGGACAUUACUAACUCAAAUGCUGUGCUUCGCUCUCCUCAGCAAAUGUGUCACCUGUUCCCAGGGAGGAACCCUUUGAUCUCAAUGCCUGCCUCUUUUGACUCUCCAAAUGAACGAGUUAGAAGCCUCUCACACCGAAGAAAUGAAUCAAAUGCUAAUAAUGCUGACAAAAAACAAUAUGAACUUGACAUUGACAGGAUAUUGCUUGGGGAAGAUAGUAGAACAACACUGAUGAUUAAGAAUAUUCCCAACAAGUACACUUCAAAAAUGCUUCUGGCUGCAAUCGACGAGCAUUGUAAAGGAACUUAUGAUUUUAUAUAUUUGCCAAUAGAUUUCAAGAACAAAUGCAAUGUUGGCUAUGCUUUCAUCAAUAUGACCGAUCCUCAAAAGAUUAUUCCAUUCCAUAAGGCAUUCAAUGGCAAAAAAUGGGAGAAGUUCAAUAGUGAAAAGGUAGCAUCUCUUGCAUAUGCUAGGAUUCAGGGAAAGGCGGCUUUGAUUGCUCAUUUCCAGAAUUCGAGCUUGAUGAAUGAAGACAAACGCUGCCGCCCCAUUCUCUUUCAUACUGAUGGUCCAAAUGCUGGUGAUCAGGAACCAUUUCCCAUGGGUACCAACAUAAGGUUGAGGUCAGGGAAGCCUCGAACUGGUGGCAAUGAGGAGAACUAUGGCCAAGGGAGCUCUUCGGUUUCGGUAAAUGGGGAAGAAACUCUGAAUGGAACAGACUCUUCAUCAAAGGACUCUGAUUGAGCAAUCUGCUUUAUUUGAGUCACUAACUUUAAAACCUGUAUUACAGUACAGAAAACUAUAUCCACCCCAGUUCUGUAUAUCAGGGGUGGCCUGACGUAUCUUUUUGGCUAUAGAGGAAAAAAAGUUUUGGGAUCCAAAAUGCAUGACUAUAAACCAAGUAGGUUGCGUCACAAUUUUUGUUGUUUUUACAAAAAAUCUGUCAAGGCUCAUUAUGAAUAUAGAGAAUGUUGUAACUGAGGCUUGAAAAUUUUGGAUAGUCGUGACUAAACGACAUUGCAAUGUACAGAAGUUCCCUGGGGCUCUAUCCAUUGACCCAAGGGAUCUCUGUUUUGUUUUCGAUUUUUGUAUCUUGAUUCUCCUAUGUAAUUUCAAUUUUCAAUCUAGAGGUUUUUUAGUCCUCGUUGGUU